Messenger RNA from Eruca vesicaria subsp. sativa (arugula), 604 nucleotides. NCBI's taxonomy places the organism in Eukaryota, Viridiplantae, Streptophyta, Magnoliopsida, Brassicales, Brassicaceae. The record is from the annotation of a GenBank genome assembly.
AUGUCUCAAAAGGAUAGGAAUACAAGGAUCGCUCAAAAGGCUUUUGAAAUGGUUGAUAAGAUGUAUGGUAAGUACCAAAAUGUUUAUAGAGACGAGUUCGCCUCUCGUUAUAACCAAAAUUCUUAUGAAUAUGAUGGUCCAAAAGUGUAUACCAUAAAAAAGGCGACUAGUACUACUAGUUGUCGUCGAGUAAUUUAUCAGUAUUCAAAUGAGUCAACUAUAAAUGUUCCGGUUGUUUCUCACCCCUUAGAACAUAUUCAAUACUUUGGUGAUACCUCUCCUUUUAUCGUUCAUGCCAAUCGGUCUGAGAGGCCGAAAGGACAGGCUAUUAGCUGCGAUGAGGCGGCCAAACUCUAUGGAGGGGUGCUUAUAAAAGAGUAUCGUAAGUGAGCAGGGUAAAACUCAAGUAACGUCGAAGAUGCAGUCACGCAGGGUGAAUUUAAUAAGGUGUAAUAUAUUUUAUAUUUUGUUUCUGCUUUCGGAAAAGUGCAAACCAACACAUAUGCUACAGCUUGUUUUAAAGGUUUUGCUUAGAAUAAGCUUUAGAUCACUACCAAGUCUUUGUGUUUGGUAUGUAUCUACAGGUACUUUAUGUUGAUGAAGC